Molecule: messenger RNA, 1971 nt
Organism: Panicum hallii
Lineage: Eukaryota; Viridiplantae; Streptophyta; Magnoliopsida; Poales; Poaceae
Exons: 17
Coding region: 205-1623 (472 amino acids)
Biological process (GO): protein localization to plasma membrane; GPI anchor biosynthetic process
Cellular component (GO): membrane; endoplasmic reticulum
Molecular function (GO): glucosaminyl-phosphatidylinositol O-acyltransferase activity
Source: RefSeq, a predicted model, not a curated record
GGCCAUGACAUGUGCGAAUUAGAGAAUUUUUUUCCCUUCGGCUUCGCAGGUCGCCGGCUCGCCGCUGCUCGCGAAGCGCUCGCAUUCGCCGUCGUCCGCAGACUGCCGCUGCUGCCCGCCGUCGGCCAUCUCUGACGCCUUCCCAGCGAUUCUCCCCGCCCCUACCGCCUCCGCCCCGGCGCCUCUCGAGUCUCGACGUCGACGAUGGAGGGCCGCCUCCUCGACAAGUCCCUGAAUCCGAACAAGCUCCUCAAGGAGCAAUUUGUGAGCAACCUGACGGGGUCCUCCAUGUCGGAGAUCGCGGCGCUCUCCACCAUCGUGCCGGCAUUGGUGGUUCUCAGGAAGUGGAGCAGCGGAGAUAAUACUAGGAGGGAUGCAGCGAAGAAAAAUGAUGAUAAAGUUCUUCCUGUUCGUAAAGAUUGGAUGCAGUACUUCUCUACACUGGUUGUAGAUUAUCUCACUGUUGUAUUGCCAGUUCUUUUGGUUUUCACAGUCUUAGCUGAAUGGGCUUAUACAUGUGCUAUUUCUCUCAUAAUCCUGAUAUCUGUCUACAUCAUGUUUAAAAGGUCUCAGUCUCAUCUUAAAGCUGGACUCAGCCAACCGCCUUCACUCAGAACAGAUAUAUCUUCUUACCGAGUGUCAGUGGUUCUAGUGACAUGUUUGUGCAUACUAGCGGUGGAUUUCAAAAUCUUUCCAAGACGCUAUGCCAAGGCUGAAACAUAUGGUAGUGGCAUCAUGGAUCUUGGAGUAGGAUCUUUUGUAGUGGCUAAUGCACUGGUAUCUAGACAAGCACGAAACAUAACCUCAAUGAGUUUCAGGGCAGCACUGAGUUCCGUAAGUCCACUGGUAUUUCUUGGGUUUGCUCGCAUUAUCUCAACAUCGGGUGUUGAUUAUCAGGUUCAUGUAGGAGAAUAUGGUGUUCAUUGGAACUUCUUUUUCACCCUUGCUGCUGUUUCUAUCCUUACAUCCAUUGUCAGGAUUCAUCCAAAGCAUUGUGGUCUAGUCGGUCUGCUUAUCCUUGCAGGAUACCAGAUUUGGCUAUCUUCUGGAUUGAAUGAGUACCUCAUUUCUGAUAAAAGAAGUGCUGAUAUAAUCAGCCAGAAUAAGGAAGGCGUUUAUAGCAUACUUGGAUACUGGGGUAUGUUUCUAAUUGGUGUUUCUCUGGGUUACUAUCUGUUCGUUGACACUAGUUCAAAAGGCAAGAGCAGGAACACUCAAGUGGUAAAAGUCUGGGUUCUUGCUGCAGCUUUUUGGAUUUUGGCAAUCAUCCUUGAUCGCUAUAUUGAGAGAGUUUCUCGGCGAAUGUGCAACUUCGCUUAUGUUAUGCUUGUUUUCGGCCAGAAUUUUCAGGUUUUAUCUAUCCUCACAUUAGCAGACUUCAUUUCAUAUGAAAAGAACUUGAUUCUUGAAGAUGCAUUCAAUCAAAAUAUGCUUGGUUCAUUCCUUCUGGCAAAUAUCCUAACUGGUCUGGUAAAUCUCUCAGUUGACACGCUCUCUGCCUCUUCGCUGACUGCCUUCAUGAUUCUGCGACACAUCCACCAUAGAUAUGUUGACGAAUUAAAGGCAAUCUGUCAAGCGCUUGUUGUUUCAUUAACUCGGUGCCUAAGUCAGAAUUUGGAUUGAAGAAUCAUAGGUUCGUACUGCUCUAGGCUCUAGCUACCAUUUGUCACGGAUAGAGUUGAAAGUAGGGUUCAGGAAACAGCGUUGUAUUUGAAUGUUACUCUCUGGCUUUCUGCGGAUGAUAUCUGAAGAAUUUGGGUGCCACUUAUGACCUAUAUAUGGUAUAUUCUCUGAUGGAAACCACUUAUUCUUCUUAGAAAGCAGAAAGAUCACAAGUAUCAUAUGUACUGUACCGAGUAUGGCGCAACUUACAUGGAUAAUGUACAGAGAGCAAUGCAGCCGCAUAUGAUCCUAUAUUUGAUCGGUUCAUGUGGCUGCUGAAAGAAAAAAAACGUAUCCCCACCUUAUUUA